Molecule: messenger RNA, 1674 nt
Organism: Cuscuta europaea
Lineage: Eukaryota; Viridiplantae; Streptophyta; Magnoliopsida; Solanales; Convolvulaceae
Source: the annotation of a GenBank genome assembly
CAAAAACCAUUAACGGAUAAACAAGUUGACUAGUUUCAGGUUUUUUCCCGGCAUUGUCGUCUCUGGGUUUCGGCCGUCAAUAAACUCACUCUUUGACUUCUUCUUCUUCCACCUUACCUCUUACCUCCCUUCUCCACACUCAACUAAUCAUUGCUCAUCCUACUCAGAAACACAAUCCAAUUCUCCUCUACCCAUAUUAUAUUCUAGCUAGAAUCAACAGAUGGGCAAUCUGUUAAGCUGCAAACCAGGAGAAGAGAGCACAAAUCAUCCUCCGGCGAAAGAUUCGCCGGCGCCGGAUUCAUUCGACAUUUCAGCGGAUUUAAGGUCCUACCUGUCGGCAUGCGAGACGGAUCCGGUCUUCAGAGCCUUCGACUCGACCCUUCAAGACCGCACUACCAGAGCCAUCCACUCCGUCGCGGUCAACCUCGACCGCCGGACUCUCUCUCUCGACUCCCUCCGGGAAGUCACCGCCUGCUUCCAAGAUAUGAAUUACCAAGUGGUCAAUUUCAUACUCGAAAGCAAAAGGGAUGUAUGGAAGGAUCCGGACCUCUUAGAUCUCGUCAAAGAGUAUCUCGAUAAUAGCCGCCACGUCAUGAACUUCUGCACCGCCCUGGAAUCAUGCCUCCACCGUGUCCAUUACAGCCACUCCAUUCUCAAAUUCGCUCUCCAGAAGUUCGAGGAAGAGACGGCCCAGAUCCGUGAUCCUGGGUGUGACCCGACCCAGAUUUACUCCAAGACUCUGGAGCAGCUGAAAUUGUUCAAAGAUGCAGGUAGCCCUUUCACUGAUAAAUUCUUCUCACUAUUCCGAGUAAUUUACGAGAAGCAAGAAUCGAUGUUGAAGAAAUUGAAAGAGAAGAAGAAGAGGCUCGAUAAGAAAUUGCGGAGGAGGAAGUGUUGGAGGAGAAUUUCGAAUGCCAUAUUCGCGACGAUAUUUGUUUCGGCCAUUAUUUGCUCCAUUGUUGCAGCCGCAGUGACAGCACCGCCAGUUGUGGCGGCAUUGGCUGCAGCAUCCUCAGUCCCGCUAGGGAGCGUGGGGAAAUGGAUAAACAAUUUGUGGAAGAAGUACGAGAGCGAAGUGAAGCGUGAAAGGGACAUGGUGGGCGAAAUGGGAGCGUGGAGCGAGUAUGUUGUGAUUCAGGACUUGCAAAACAUCAACGCGUUGGUCGAUAAAUUCGAGAUUGAGAUUGAGGGCUUGUUGUUCACUGCUGAUUUCGCGAUGAUGCAAACGGAUGGAAUCGAGGUGGCAAUGGAGGACAUCAGGAAGAAUGUGGAUGGAUUCAUGGAAACGGCGGGUUUUUUGAAUGUGCACGCCGACGAGUGCCGGAAGCAUAUAAGGAUGGCUCGAGCUGUUAUAUUGCAAAAGAUCAAUGAGCAACCUUCAGGUAGCUCCGGUGGCUCAUCAGGCAGUAGUUUGUUCUUCGGCUAACUCUCUCUGUUGGUCUGUUAAUAAGAAUUCAGCAUAUUCAUAUUCAUAAUGUGGUGAACUGUUGUUUUCACGAUGGUUCAACAGCAAUUUAUAAUGGUGGUUUCCCUUCAUCCUCCUCCUAUUUCGUGCUUAAGGUCGUAUUUAUGUUAACUGUUAAGUUACUAAUACUGCAUACUCACCCCAUACCAAAAUACAAGUUUAUAUGUACGGUUAUAGAUGAUUCAUAUGAUGAAAUUUUAUCUUUAUAA